AUGCCCGCGACGCGCGCUCGCGACGGGCGUCCCGAUCAGCCGCCCGCGACGACGUUCCUCGCCGACGCGAAACCGGGAAAAAAAGAUCGAGUUCGGUUCGCCGAGCUCGUUCGCCUCGAAUCCGCGACGAUCCGCGGCGGCGCGCGCGACGACGGGUGCGUGACGUCCCCGCGGCGCUUCGACGAGCGUCGCGAUCGCGACCCGGCGAAGGAUUCCCCUCGCGUCGUCGCGGCCGCGGCCGGCGACGACGACGCCGCCGACGCCGUCGCGACCGUGGCGGCGGCGGCGACUGAAGGCGCGGAACCCAAAGACGCCGCCGGGGGAAAGAAACCCGUCGGCGUCUUCUCCGCGUGUAAGAAGUUCGUCACGAAGACCGCGUCGUACGCUGGGGAGAAGGACCGCGACGCGCCGCGAGCGAGCAGCAUCGCGGUCCCGGCGACGCCGUCCGCGAAGAAGGCGACGACGUCGCGACGCGCGGCGGCGCGUCUCCUCGCGUGCGCGUCGGAGACGCUACCCGGCGGUCCGAGCCGCGGCGCGCGCGCGGGGUCGCCGCCGCCCCCCGCGCGGCGACGCCCGCGCCGCGCGUCGGAGAGCGUCGGCGGUGCCGUCUCCGGGGGUCCGUCGCGGGCGUCCACGCGUCCGACCCUCCGCCCCGCCGCGGCGGCGGUAGUCGACGUCGCCGCGGAGGAGGAGGAGGAGGUGGAGGAGGAGGAGGAGGAGGAGGAGGAGGAGGGCGACGGGUCAGGUUUCGGACCCGAAGCCCCUCCGUGGGUCGAGCGCGACGGCGCAGACGCCGUGAACUUGUACGUCUCCGGCGCGACGAGCAUCAGCGCGGCUUUGCUCGCGAUCGACGAGACGCACCGAACGCCGGCGCGGACGCGAGAGUCGAAAACCGGCCGCCGCGCCGCGCCGCUAAGCAAGCAGUCGUCCUCGGAAGCGCUCGCGCCGCGCGACGAUACUUCGGCACGGAAGAGCCCGCCGUCGCUGCUGACGCCGAGGAACCCUGGCGACCACCCCGCCGGUGACGUGAAAUCGUCGAUGCCGACGUGGACAUCCGACGCGGCGGCGCCGGCGCGCCGCGUCGACGACGGCGCCGGCGGCGCGCGCGCCGAGCGCGCGACGCCGCCGCUCCCGCCCCCGGCUCCGGCCGAGGACGACCUCGAUAUCGGCGUCGCCGCGGGCGGGAUGCACGACGACCGCGACUUCCUGCGCAUCCUGAUGGAAAACGAAAUCAUCGAAAACGAGAGCGAGGACAGCGGGUCGGACUUGAGGGACACCGCGCCGCCGUUCGAUACCCUGGAAGACGUCGUCGCGGACGUCGACGUCGGCGGGUAUUUCGCGACGCGCGACGUCGUCUUCGACCCGCCGGGGUACGACUUCGCGAUGAUGCACCUGCUCGAGACUGCGGCGAUGAGCUGA
Molecule: messenger RNA, 1419 nt
Organism: Micromonas pusilla CCMP1545
Lineage: Eukaryota; Viridiplantae; Chlorophyta; Mamiellophyceae; Mamiellales; Mamiellaceae
Exons: 1
Coding region: 1-1419 (472 amino acids)
Source: RefSeq, a predicted model, not a curated record